Helianthus annuus (common sunflower) is the source of this 2747-nucleotide messenger RNA. RefSeq names its product 5'-nucleotidase domain-containing protein 4. Gene Ontology annotation, molecular function: 5'-nucleotidase activity. The transcript is spliced from 17 exons. The coding region runs from base 1160 to 2743 and encodes 527 amino acids. Lineage: Eukaryota; Viridiplantae; Streptophyta; Magnoliopsida; Asterales; Asteraceae. The record is from RefSeq and is a predicted model, not a curated record.
AAACCUCUAACAAGAUUGAUUGUUCCAACUGUCAUAAAGCCCGUGUUGAAUGCGUUCCUGCAUCGAAAGAUUCCGUUCCUGCAUCGAGAGGUUCCGUUCGAGCUGACUUAAAUCUGAAGAACUGAGUCCGGGUGAGUUAACUCGGUGAAACCAGUCAGAACCGAGUUGUCGUUCUUCCUCCAUUUCAACGCUCUGCCUCAACGCCAAUUGUGUGCCUUUGAUGACCGUAAUUUAGAACCUGCGAUUGGAUGUUGGCAAAAACAGAGGGUUUGUGAAAUUAGGGUUUAGGUUGAUUUUGGUGAGAAUUGGGGAAGAUGAUGAUGAUGCAAAGGGAAGGGAAAUGUUUUUAAUUUUUGUACACAUCAAUCCUUAGACAUAUGGUAUUUGCAAAAUAGCCCCUGUAUAAUGAAAUGACAAGAAUACCCUCAUGUGCAAGACACUGACCAUACUUAACCAAAAAAUCUAACUGGGUUUGACCUAAAGGUUAAAACGGGCAAGAUUUUGAAACAUAAAGUACAAAACUUGCAAAGUUUUGCGCUAAAGGACAUCGUCUGCAAAAUGGUGUAAACAUAAAGGACAAAACUUGUAAUUUAUUCUAAAAAAGGUUUUUUAACCAUAAAAACAAAAAAUUUUGAUCCCAACCCACCAUUUUAGGUUGUCAUUUUUCACCCGCCCACCUUCCACCGGAAAAAAGAAGCAACCACCACCACCGCUUGCCGUCCACACUAACCGUCCACUCUACAACCGUCUAUCCACGUGUCACUCAACUCAUUUACACAGAAACCGCCUAAACCCUGAAAAGUAGCGUAUUUUCCGGGGGGGAAUUAAGUUCCGUCAAGAAAUGAAAAAUCAAAUUGAAAUGCUGAUAUCACUGGCUAAAUUCCAACUGAUGUGCUUUAUUGCAAUUUUAAUGACUUUGCAAUCUGAUUCCACUUGUCACAUUGAUCACCGUCUCAACAUGCUAUUUUUAGACUACUGAUCGAUAUGAUAAGGUGCGUGUUAUGAACCCUUCUUUUUUAUUUUUAUAGCGUUCAGGUUUUUCACAAUUUCAUUGCCGGUUCAGGUUUUCUGAGACUCCAUAUUGCUGCAUUACCAAAAGAUCUCAAGUAUUAAACAGGUCCAUUAUUAGUUUCUAGCAAGGCGUAUUUUGAGUAGAAUUAUGUCAGAGGGAAGAGGAAUUAAUGCUUGUGAAGAGAGUCAUGAUCUGGGCUUAUCGUCAUUUCCUGAAGAAAGGCAGAAUAUUGAUAUUGGACAACAAAUCUUCUGUAAUAGUGCUGUAAAUAUGAAUAGUAUAGUUGCCGUGGGCUUCGACAUGGACUACACUUUGGCCCAGUACAAACCCGAAACUUUCGAAUCUCUGGCGUACUAUGGUACUGUCGAAAAGCUGGUCAGAAACCUGGGUUAUCCUAAAGAGCUACUGGAAUGGUCUUUUGACUGGACUUACAUGGUUAGAGGCCUUGUCCUAGACAAAAAGAGAGGAAACAUACUUAAGAUGGACAGGCACAAGUACGUGAAGAUAGCGUACCAUGGAUUCAGAUUGUUAUCCAAGGAUGAAAAAGUCGCUACAUAUGGGAACACUUUUAUUAAAGAUGCGUUCGAUGGUCCAGAUUAUGCGCAUAUUGAUACGUUUUUUUCACUAGCCGAAUCAUAUCUUUUUGCUCAGCUUGUUGAUUAUAAGGAUAAUAACCCCGGACAAAUCUCAGAAGUAAAAGACUACUCUCGUAUCUAUGCUGAUGUCCGCUCUGCUGUUGAUAUGUGCCAUCGUGACGGAACUUUGAAGGAAAUGGUUGCGAAAGAUCCAAAAAAGUAUAUCAAUGAGGAUGACACUAUUAUUCCAAUGCUGAAAAUGCUGAAAAGUUCUGGACGCACAGUAUUUUUAGUGACAAACAGUCUUUGGGAUUAUACGCAUGUAGUGAUGAACUUUCUUAUUGAGGCACGUACGAUCAAUAGCAGCUCCUCCUUGAGCUCUAAUUGGCUCCAAUAUUUUGACUUUGUCAUCACUGGCAGUGCUAAACCAAGCUUCUUCCAUGAUAAAAAUCGUGCUGAUCUUUUUGCGGUUGAGACGGAGUCAGGGAAGCUUAUUAACACCGACAAUGGUACUCCGCUUGCUCAGGUGGGAGGCCCUGCUGCAGAAUUGCCAGAUCAGAUCCCAAAUAAGCAUUACAAGGUGUUUCAGGGAGGCAAUGUCAGCCAUCUGCAUAAGCUACUUAAUGUGGGGUCAAGUUCACAGGUUUUGUACGUUGGUGAUCAUAUAUACGGGGACAUCUUACGAAGCAAAAAAGCUCUGGGUUGGAGGACAAUGUUUAUUGUUCCAGAACUUGAAAAGGAGGCUAGAAUUCUUUCAUCCUCAUCGGAGACUCGAAAGAAACUAAAAUUGCUCAGGGGUGAGCGAGAUAAGAUUGAAGAUCAAGUCCAUCAUUUGAAGUGGUCCCUUGAGCAUGAAGAUAUGGAUAACAGUGAAAAGGAAAAGCUCAUUGCGAAGCUGGAGCUACUUGAGGGUUACCGCGCACGUGUUCGUGCAGCUCAUCAAGAGGCCCAGAGAAGUUUCCACCAGCAGUUUCAUCCCGUGUGGGGGCAGCUUAUGAAAGCUGGACAACAAAACUCCCGCUUUGCACACCAGGUGGAGAGAUUUGCUUGUCUGUACACAAGUGAAGUUGGAAAUCUGGGGCUAUACUCUCCUAACAAAUACUAUAGGCCAGGGGAGAACUUCAUGGCUCAUGAGUCAAAUGUCAUCUCUUUGUGAAAAA